Messenger RNA from Cuscuta epithymum, 1605 nucleotides. The record is from the annotation of a GenBank genome assembly. NCBI's taxonomy places the organism in Eukaryota, Viridiplantae, Streptophyta, Magnoliopsida, Solanales, Convolvulaceae.
CCCGUAAUGCUGUGAAUUACUGAUUUGCUCUCAAACGUCAUGCUACUAUAAAUUUCCGUUCAAAUUUCAUGCCCAUCACUGAUCCCCCACCACCAAUGGCUUCCACACAUCGAACGCGCAAAUCGUCUACUCUGCUCACUCCCACUAUCAACACCAAACCCUCUAGAACCCGGAUUUCGCCGUCGUCUCUUUCCUUGCCCCUCGAACCUUCACCGGAUUUCUUCCCCACCUCUAAAGCGGAGAUCUUGAGGCUCGUCUCUGUAAUAUCCAUUGCCACCUUCAUCGCUGUCGUAUGUAAUUACAUAGCCGCCGUUGUCAAUCAACAGCCAAAACCCUUUUGUACUUCCAAUUCAGAGUUGGAAGGCGCCCUAUCUGACUUCUGUGAACCUUGUCCAAGCAAUGGAGUGUGCUAUGAUGGCAAAUUGGAAUGUGCACAUGGCUAUCAGAAGCAUGGGGACUCAUGCAUAGAAGAUUCAAAAGUUAGUCAAGCCGCGAAGGAACUUUACAAGUUUGUAGAAGAUCACGUGUGCAAGGAAUAUGCUCAACAUAUGUGUGGUGGCACUGGUGCUAUUUGGGUUCAAGAAGAUGGGGUUUUGAAUAAGUUUGGAGAAACUAUGAUGAUGAACUAUUAUGGCUUAAGUGAUGUUGCAUAUGGUCAUGCAAAGCAGAGAGCUAUUGAGGCAGUUGGCGAAUUACUUGAGAGAAGGACGGAUCACCAUGGGUAUGGUUCAGCUGAUCUUUUAUAUGAAAAUUAAGGAGGUGAAGUGUCCAGACCAGCUAGCUCAAAAACACAUGCCACUUUCUUGUCUUGUUCAGCAGUGGAUUGUAGAAAAUACUAUAGCAAUACUUGCAGCCUGUGCAUUGCUUGUUGGGUGCUUUGUGAUACUGUUGAGGGUCCGUCGAAGGCACUACUUAUCACUCCGAGCUGAAGAACUCUAUAAUGAAGUUUGUGAUGUUGUUGAAGAGAAGGCAUUGCUUUCGAGGAGUACUAACUAUGAGAGUGAACCAUGGGUGAUUGCUUCAUGGUUACGAGAUUAUCUUCUCUCACCCACAGAAAGAAAAGACCCAAUAUUGUGGAAAAAGGUUGAAGAGUUAGUUCUUGAAGAUUCACGUUUAGAGCAGUACCCUAAGGUGGUGAAGGGUGAAUCUAAGGUGGUCUGGGAGUGGCAAGUUGAGGGCUCCCUAAGCUCAUCAGGAAAGAAAAGGGCACACAACCGAAGAAAGCCGGAGUCAUCACACAAUCAAAGAAAGCCGGAGUCAGGUGAAGGAAUGGACUUAUCUUCUCGAGGGAAAAACUGGGUACCCAAGGCUGUUGCUGCUGCUUUGCAUAACUGAGGUGAUUUGUAGAUGUUGCUUGUUGGUGAACACCCCUGUAUGUUUCAUAUAGAUCAUUGUAGUCCUUUUACACUGGAAAACUUGUAGCGAUUAGAGUAGUUAGUUCGGAAACACAUGAAUUCACAAUCAAUAGAUUGAGAAUUCUUACUCAUAGGCUCCAUUCGGAACUGGGCAAGCAAAUGCCAGAGAAAGAAAUUAGUGGGAAAAUGUAUCAGAAGUUUGGAAGGAUAAAAAUGUCCAAGGAAAAUAUAUAUAAAACGCUAGUUCAAA